Tinamus guttatus (white-throated tinamou) is the source of this 3152-nucleotide messenger RNA. The record is from RefSeq and is a predicted model, not a curated record. NCBI's taxonomy places the organism in Eukaryota, Metazoa, Chordata, Aves, Tinamiformes, Tinamidae.
CUCUAGGGAGCCCCGGGACCAUGAAGGGCUUAGGAGAUAACAGAAGCCGCCACCUCUCCGAUAAUCUGGACUCCCCUCAGGACUCUCUUUAUGCCCCUCAGGACAGGAAUCCUUAUCUCCUCAGCCCCACGGACUCCUACACCAUGGAUCCCCGGUUCCCAGCCCAGAACACCCUCCACGGUGACUGCCUCCUUCCACUUAACAACCAGAUCUCCAACAGCAGCACUUUCCCCCGCAUCCAUUACAACUCCCACUUUGAGGUCCCAGAUGACAACCCUUUUCCGAGCCAUGCCCAAGCCACUAAGAUAAACCGCCUGCCUGCAAAUCUUCUUGACCAGUUUGAGAAGCAGCUGCCCAUCCACAGAGAUGGCUUCAGCACCCUCCAGUUUCAGAGGAGCGAUGCAAAGCACCGGAGUGAGAGCCCAGGGCGGAUCCGACACCUUGUCCACUCUGUCCAGAAGCUAUUUGCCAAAUCUCAGUCUCUGGAGGGCCCCACCAAAGGCAACGUGAAUGGAAAGAAAGGGGCUGAUGACCCCAAGCAGAAUCGGAGGAGCAAGAGCAAAGAUCGGGCAAAGACCUCUGAGCCCAAGCGUAGAACAAGAUCCAACAUAUCAGGUUGGUGGAGUUCAGAUGACAACUUAGACACUGAUACCUGCAGCUACCGCAACCCAAUGGGUCUCAUGACACUGGGCCGGCAGCCAGAUCACAGCCAGCCCAAGUACUUCAUGCAUGCUUACAACACCAUCAGCGAGCACAUGCUGAAAUCCUCCAAGAGCAAUAACGACCUCAAGGUCACCCCUUGCACCAAUAUCCCCAUCAACAAUGAGUCCAACUACAUCAAGAGGGGGUCCUGGUCUACCCUGACACUCAGCCAUGCCCGGGAAAUGUGCCAGAAGGCCUCAGCCACGAUCGACAAAGCCUUGCUGAAAUCCAAGUCCUGCCAUCAAGACUUGGCCUACCACUACCUGCAGGAUGUGCCAGCGUGCCCAGUAAGCCCCGCUCUGCACAGCUUCCCGGGAGUGCUGGUGCCUCAGGGGGAGUGGAACAACACGCUGUCUCGGGACAAAGACAGCGAGAUCCCGUGCCGGCGCAUGCGGAGCGGGAGCUACAUCAAAGCCAUGGGGGAUGACGAUAGUGAAGAUUCAGAAACCAGCCCCAAACCAUCCCCGAAAACUGCAGCUCGGAGGCAGAGUUACCUCAAGGCCACACAACAGUCCCUGAGUGAGCAGAGCACCACCCAAAGGAGUCUGGACCGUCUGGACUCUGUCGAGAUCCUCCUACCUCCAAAGUUCCCAACCUGGGAGGAAGAAUACAACCAGAUCUCCGACAGCGUCAAUGAGUCCGCUUGCAUCAGCCAGAUCUUUGGACCCCCCUCACUUAUCCCUCAGAUAUUUACCCAUGGAGAGCAGGCAGGAGAGCCAGAGCUGGGCGAGCAGUACGAGGCCGUGUGCGACUCUACGUACAGCGAGGCCGAAUCAGCCGCCGUGGAGGUGCUGGACCUGCCGCUGCCCAGCUACUUCCGCUCCCGGAGCCACAGCUACCUCCGCGCCAUCCAGGCCGGCUGCUCGCAGGAGGAGGACACGGGCUCCGUGCGCUCCAUCUCCCCGCCGCCCGCCGGCAGCCUCAGCGGCAGCAGGACCCUGCCCAGCAGCAGCAGUUCAUCAUGCCUAGUGGCAUAUAAAAAGACUCCACCUCCCGUGCCACCUCGGACCACGUCCAAGCCAUUCAUCUCUGUCACCGUGCAGAGCAGCACCGAGUCGGCACAGGACACCUACCUGGACAGCCAGGACCACAAGAGCGAGGUGACCAGCCAGUCAGGACUGAGCAACUCCUCGGACAGCUUGGACAGCACGCGGACGCCCAGCGUGACGAGAGGCAGUGUGGUUACUCCAGCCAGGGAGACUCCGGAGGCAUCCCAGAAAAAUGCAACUUUGAAAAGCGACAAAGGGACGCUGACUAGCGAGGAGCCUAAAGCGGAGAACGUCCCCAAAAGAAAGCUGUCGUCUAUAGGAAUACAAGUUGACUGCCUUCAGCCAGCGGCAAAAGAGGAGCCUCCUCCGCCAGCCACCAAAUUCCAGUCCAUCGGGGUGCAGGUAGAGGACGAGUGGCGAAACAGCCACUCUCGCAGCAUGUCCUCCAAACAGGACACAGACUCUGACACACAAGAACCUAAUAACUCGAGCUGUAAAUCAUCUGAGAGAAGCCUUGCUGAGUGCCCCCAACACAACAACUCCGUUGGUGUUGAUGCCAGUACCAGGCAACCAGCCAAGCCCUCGCAGAUUAAGAGAAACCUCUCCUAUGGAGACAACAGUGACCCGGCCCUGGAGCCUUCCUCUCUCCCUCCUCCUGACCCUUGGCUCGAGACGUCCUCCACGUCGCCGUCAGAGCCCACGCAGCCCGGGGCCUGCCGGCGGGACGGCUAUUGGUUCCUGAAGCUGCUGCAGGCCGAAACGGAGCGCUUGGAAGGCUGGUGCCGUCAGAUGGACCAGGAGACCAAAGAGAACAACCUCUCUGAAGAAGUCUUAGGAAAAGUCCUCAGUGCGGUGGGCAGUGCACAGUUACUAAUGUCACAGAAGUUCCAGCAGUUCCACGGCCUCUGUGAGCAGAACUUGAAUCCUAAUGCCAAUCCCAGACCCACAGCUCAGGACCUAGCUGGGUUUUGGGACCUCCUGCAAUUGUCCAUCGAAGACAUCAGCAUGAAAUUCGAUGAGCUGUACCACCUGAAAGCCAACAGCUGGCAGUUGGCAGAGACACCGGAGAGAAAGGAAGAGAAGAAACCACCCCCUCCAGUGCCAAAGAAGCCAGCCAAGUCCAAAACCCAACUGAACCGGGACAAAGCCUCCGAUUCGGACAAGCAGCGCCAGGAAGCUCGCAAGCGCCUCAUGGCCGCCAAGCGCGCGGCCUCCGUGCGGCAGAACUCGGCCACGGAGAGCGCCGACAGCAUCGAGAUCUACGUCCCCGAGGCGCAGACCCGCCUGUGAGCCGAGCGCAGAGGGAGCAAGGAACCGCGUGGUUUUUAUAAGUCAUUAAAAAAGGAAAAAAGGUUCUCUCGAAACUAGUGUGAUUUAUUCAGUCUAGAGACAAUGAGCCAUCUUUGAAAAGGGCUCCUGAGUUGGCUUUUUUCUCUCAGCUUUAAGUAAUGAAGAUUUUAA